This is a messenger RNA of Hydra vulgaris (swiftwater hydra), 5688 nucleotides long. RefSeq lists its product as uncharacterized. The record is from RefSeq and is a predicted model, not a curated record. NCBI's taxonomy places the organism in Eukaryota, Metazoa, Cnidaria, Hydrozoa, Anthoathecata, Hydridae. Gene Ontology annotation, molecular function: phosphatidylcholine lysophospholipase A1 activity.
UCAAAACGCUGUAAUUAACUAAAAUAUAAUUCGACUAAUUAACUAAAAUUUACUUCAUUUUUUUUUCUAACAAAACCUAACAUUAUUGUUUUUGUAUUGUUUUUGGACAAAAUGCUCGGGAUGUAUUUUUCUAUAAAAAUGGAGUAAAAAACGUUAUUUUAGAAGUGAUGUAAGGUUGAUUAUGAAAUUUUUUCUUCUUUUUAUUUCGUUACUUAUACAUUCUCAUUACGCAAAGAAUUUCAGUCAGCUUAUUAGUCAAAGAAAAUCAAAAAGGCAUGAGAUUAAAGAACUUCAUAAAAGAUCUAAAGCAUACAGCUCGGUUCAAAACAUACCUGAAAACCCUUAUUCUCCCUCAAAAAAGUAUUCCUUAAUCAUAACAUCUGACAGCCCAACUGAAGAUCUUGAUAUAAAAAACAACACAAAUUCGGCAAAUUUUGUAGAGAACGCAUUUAUUAGAGAGAAAACAAUCAAUGUUCUUCCUGACGAAAAUAAAUCAACACAUUUAAAACGGAUUAAGAAAAAACCAUCAGGUGUACUAAAUUUAAGUAAUUGGCGCCCAAAGAAGAGAGGAAAAAAUGACGAGGAUCAUGGGAUACUAGUAUUAAAAUUACAUGAAAUUGACUUUGACAAGUUGCUAAAAAAUAUUCUUGAAAAAGAAAACAGUAAGUUUGCCAAAGAGAGAGGAAGUAUCGAAAAUUUGAAGUCAGAAUUCUACGAUCAACCCAAAGAAACAAAAGAAGACAUACAAUUAGUUAAAUCACAUAUUGAUCAACGUAGUAGUGAGGUUUUUGCAAGUUCUGGAUUUAAAAUACCCAACUCGAUAAAAAGUGAACAAGUAAAUCCCCUAAAAAACAGAUCCGAAUCCUUUCCUGAAACUACUGAUUUAAAUCUAGAAAAUGAACUGGGAACUAACAAGGAAAAUGAACUGGGAAAUAACAAGGAAAGCAUUCGCGAAACUGAAAGCAACUCACAAAAACCAUUGGAAACCGUUAACAAUAAAACAGAACAUCAAAACAAAAACGAAGGACCAAUAAUGGGUGUUGUUUCAGACCAAAAACAACAUGAAAAAGAUCAACAGCAAUCAAAUAUAACUAACGCAAAAGAAACUCUAAAAUCAAACUUGGAAGUUAACACUGAUAAAGAUGAUUACAACUUUCUUAUAAAGCAAAAAAAAACAUCUUUAAAGUUAUUUGAUGACGAAAAAAAGAUCAAAGAGCGUUCUGAAUCUGAUUUUAAUUCACAUGGAGUUAUUGAACUUAAAACAGCUCAACCUAUAAUUUCAAAUUCAUCAACUAUAUCAAAAACACCUUUAGCCAUAAAUAGCGCAGAUGUCAAAAUAAAUACCACAGAAAAAAAUGGAGGAGAUGCUACUAAAGUCACGUCUCUCAAGGAUCAUAAUAACAAAGAUGUACGUAGUAUGUUUGCAUCAUUACGGUUGUUACCAUCAUCAGCAUUAAGGUCAUUAUUAUCUUUUGAUCAUCUUAAGAAAAACGAAUCAAUUGGCGAUAAUGGAAAAAAAAAAUUUAUAAAAGCACUUUUAGCGAAUUUAACGAAAAGAGCAAGCCUUAGAACCAUAGACAAAAAUUUAUCACGUUUUUCUCCUUCAGUUAAUGCUAUAAUGUGGCCCCGAGUUACGAAUGGGCGUAACUACUCCUCUAAAAGGAAGAAAACAGUUCAAAAAACUAAAUUAAUAAAAAGUAAAGAUCAAAUGCAACAUAAAAGCAAUGUUUAUUCUAAAGCUAAAAAGUAUUUUUACGGCAAGUAUCUCAAGUCAAAAAAUAAGUUUCUUAUGCCACCAAGCAAACACCAAAGAUACUCUAUUGCUCGAAGAACACUUGAAGGUUUAAAACAUAAAAUAGGUACUUUAAAAUCGGAUACGUUGAAUGAAAUAAAGAAGAAAAUGAAUUAUUCAAACAUUACUGAUAUUGGUUCUCAGCAUUUUAAAACGAUAAACACUUUGAUUUCUGAGAAAAAUAAAAUUAACUUUUUGAUUGGAAGGAAAGAAGCAAGCUCUUUAAUCAAUAAGAAAGCUAUUAAAUAUUUAGAAAAAAAUCCUCAUUUAAAAGUAUUAGAGAACAACUUCAAUUCUUCUUAUAACAAAUAUAUUGAAAACGAUUCAGGAACAGAUAACGCAAGUGGCGAGAGCGUUAGCAGUGGUGGUACUAGUGGUGGUACUAGUGAAUCAGAGAAAAAUAGUUUAGAAGUAAGUGGAGAAGAUCAAGAACCACAAAUUUUAAAAGAUAAAAAACAAAAGAUAGACAAAUUAAAAUUUCUGAAAGAAUCAGUUAAUGAACUGCGUAAUUUAAGUUUAACAUUUAAAGGCAACCAACCAAGUAUUUCAUUUAGAGAUGAAAUUCCGCACCCUUUAAAUAAUAAAAAAGAUACUUUAUACUCUGUUCCUGCCAUAAGCGAACUAAAUCAUUUUGGAUAUCAAAGCUUUGGAGAACCGGAUUCCGUAGAGCAACAGUAUUUAGAUGUUGAAGGUUUAGAUGAAAAAGAAAAACACUUUGUGACAAACUUUCUAUUAGACGAAAAUGCGGAAGAAAAAAAGUAUAACGGAUAUCAAGAAAACAAAAUCUUUGCUUCUUCAAAUAAAGAACUGUCUUCUUUGAACCUUAACUCAAUUUCAAACUCCUCAAACAUUUCAAGUUUUUCUCCAAAAUUUGUUGAUGGAUUUUACGACAAUGGACAAUACGAUAAAGAUGUUUUGUAUCCUGAAAUCAAAUACAAUACUGGUUUAUACGGCGAUAAUAAAAUAGCAUUACUUCAAAAAAUCCGUAGAAAACAGAGGGAACGGCUUUUGUUUUUAGUGUUGCAAGAUAUGGUACGUAAAAAAAAAAUACAAAGAUUGAAAAAUUUAAAAGAGCGUCUUUUAACACUAAGACGCUUAGAACAAUCUCGACAAAAGCAGUUAAGCUCACCAACAAUGAGUUAUUCAUUUCAUGAGCCUAUGUCUUCUUUGACGAAUAACGACGAAACAGAAUCAGCUUUGUUGAGCAAUCGAUACGAUCGAAAAUACAAUAGUACACUUCAUAAUGAGUUUUCAAAAAAAAUGGAUUCAGAGGAUAUCAAUAUCACAAAGUCAGAGCAACAAGAUGAUUACUUGACUCCAGUAAUAGGUGAUGAGAUGAGUUCUAAUUCAACUCAGAGAGCUUUGUAUGAUCGAACAACAAUAGGGGGACAAACAAAGAACAUUCGCCAUCAACAAUCAAAAGAAAAAUAUGCAUCACGUAAAACUAUUCCGAAUGAAAGUUCAAAGUCUAAUAGAACUAUAAACAACGAGUAUUCAACAAUCGGAAGAAAACGUUUUCAUCUUAAAAAAAAAGAUAAAUGGUUUCCUACGGCAGAAAGAACAAUCGAAUUUAACUCGCCUAUCCGACAAUUAUUUUUAAAUAACAUGUAUCAUGAAUAUGACAUUGCAAAUAUGCGCCACGAAUCUGACACCAUAAAUCCGAGCCAUGAAUCAAUUGACAUGCUCACUGAAGACCAAACUCAGCAAAGAAAUUAUUAUCCAUUUACAAGUAAAAUCGGUUACGAUGGUGACGUUAGUAACGAAGAUGACGAUGAUAGUUAUGGACCUAAGAAUGAUUUAAGAAACAAUACACUUGCCCAUUUAUUUGUUAAAGGUCCAGAAAGUUUAGAGAAAAUCAAUUCUCAACAGGAAGAAAUAAACUACAAUCAGCAAAACAAUCAAAGAAAUUUAGAAAAUAGCUUUUUGAAUAAGAAAUAUUAUUUCAAAGAUAUAGAGAACAAUUCUUCUGAAAAUUUUACAAAAUCUAACUUAUCAGAAAUAUCGCUAAUAAAAAGUAUAAAGAAACAAAAUACUACACAAAUAAAAAACGAAUCUUUUUUAUUAGAUCGCGCUGAGUUUAUUGAAAACACAACUCAGUUCAAGUCAGAGAAAACUUUAUUUAGCGCUAUUCCAACCAUCGAUAAAACAAUAAGUUCUGAGUCUUUCACUGGUAUUCCAAAAAAACCGCCUAGUUAUUUAUUUGAAGUACUAAACCCGGCUAUAUCUACCCCAAUCACUUUCUAUAAACCUACAGCACCAUACUUACAAAGGACAGGUGUUAAGCGGCAAUUUCACGAACUUUCGUUUGAAAACCUACCCAAAAAAUCUCCUUUUAUAAAAUACAGUGAAAACCCAAUAUUAAACUCGUUACAUAUGCAUCGUAUUCAAAACAGUAGUCAUUCUUCUUUAAAUAAGACUUUUUUUAAUAAGCCUUCAAAUUUAAUAAAAGCAGAUGUUUACGGACCAUUUGAAGAUUCAGAUAGUAUGCCCCUUGAUAAGUAUUUGGAAAAAGAAAAUUCGCUAGGGAGAUAUUCUCAAGCCAGAUCUUCUCCUUUUUUUAAUGAUAACUAUGAUUUAAAAGAUAGUUCUCACUUGUUAGUGCAACCUAAAAAACCUAUAACAGUUAUGUCUGACCAAGCUAAUCGUUUCUACAGCUUAAAGCUAAAUGAACCUCACGAAUAUAUUCCGAAUUUUACUAAUGACUUUUACUCUUUUAGUUCAGAAAACCCAAGCAGAAGUCCAACACAUUCAACUUUUUAUUUGACAACAUCUAAAAUGAAGGUUGCAUUAUCAACUUCAAAACAGAAAUCAAAUUAUGUUAUAUUUCCAAGUCCAAAACCAUUUCUAAUUCGUCAUCAUGAAAUGAACAGUUUGAUUAAUGAACAAGGAACACAUCCUAGUCAGUUUGUCACUGGCCAACCAAAACACUCGACAAAAAGUCUUUAUUUUCCAACAAGACCCGUUUACAAGGUUGACCGUACUUCUUUUCAGUUGGAUGCAAACAAAUCGUUUGCAACUCAAAUCCAUGGAGAAUUUUCAAAUAAUGGAAAAUCUUUAAGCUCAUCAAACGACGCUGACGUUGACGUUAUGAGUAUGGAAGACAUGUAUUGGACUGAUUCCGUUGAGGAGAUAGAAAAUACCUGUAAACAAGAAAAAGGUACGAGUGUAGUUGUAAACAUACUCGCAUUUGGCGAUUCUCUUACACGAGGGUAUUACAACAAAGGAAAAAACCACCAUCCUUAUACUAUGAAACUGCAAUAUUUACUUAAUAGAUUAGAUAAAAAAAAGUGUUUUAUUGUGGAAAACGAAGGUCGCGAUGGAGAAAUUGCGUUUGGAGAAAUGCCUAAAAGAAUGGAACAAAUAUUUAACAACUCGAAAAAGAAAUUCGAUUGGGUAAUUAUUUUAGGUGGAACCAACGAUAUUUACAAUACAAAGCAUGCUGGACGUCAUUCUGCUACAGAGUUAACGCAAAACUUGUUAUCAAUCCAUAAUAUAGCUCUGCAUCAUAACUGCCGCACAGUUGUUGUAACUGUUCCUGAAGUAUUUUGUGAAUCCAUUGAAAUGUGUUCAGACAUGAAGCAGAUACGGGAAACCUUAAACGAAAAUUUACGCAACUACGCAUUUGAUCAUAAGGGUGAUGUAAUUCUUUGUGAUUUAGCAAACAUGUUAGGAAGAUAUAAAAACAAUCAAAAGUUAUUAGCCCAAUUUUUUGAGGGUGGUCUUCAUCUUAAGCCUCUUGGUUAUGAAACAAUGGCAAAAUUAAUAUUCGAGUCUUUAAAACCCUUUUUUGCUGUUUAAAAAAAAACAGUAUAAUAUAAUAAAGUAUAUAUAUAUAUAUAUUUUUACAUUACAAUUUUUCUUUUAUAACGAACUGUAAAUAUUUUUUAAAUAUAGUU